This is a messenger RNA of Mustela lutreola (European mink), 678 nucleotides long. It is a transcript of the gene C5H5orf58, whose product is annotated as chromosome 5 C5orf58 homolog. Bases 218 to 463 code for a protein of 81 amino acids. The transcript is spliced from 4 exons. Lineage: Eukaryota; Metazoa; Chordata; Mammalia; Carnivora; Mustelidae. The record is from RefSeq and is a predicted model, not a curated record.
GCCCCACUUGCCUCAGAGCAGUAGUGACCUUUGGGCCGCGUGGGUCUUCACAGGGUUGGUUUGUGGACCAGCCAAAGGAUAUUGUAGGUGGAUGCAAAAAAUAUAUUUUAUUCACUGGGAAAUGAAAUUUUUAUACCUUUUUAGUGACUCUAAAGUGAGUGAAGUAGGAUAAAUUCUUCGACUCAGGAGAAAGCAGAGGCAAGAAAUUGACUUAACGAUGUUUAAGAAUAAUGUUACUGACCAUAAGCUAAAUGUGGAAGCCAUAAUUAAAAACAUUAACACAAUUUCUUUGGAGUUGAAGAAGAUGAAAGAGCUCUCCCAGUUGCUGCUUUGUGACCUUACUCUACAUUUUAGUCAUCCUGUGAAGACAGAUGACUUAAAGGAACCAGAAGAGAAAAUCCCCCUCUUUGAAGAGUCUAAAAUAUCAGAUGUAUCCUUUGCUUCUAAGAGCUUUUCUAUCUGAUUUCUUUUGGUUUGUUGUGAACUUGUAACUGUAUUUAUUGUGGAAUUACCAUGUGUCUGGGAGAACUGAGUUUACUAAGAUAUUUAAUAUUAUAAAAAACAAAAUAAAAAUAUGAGUUGUAAAUAAUCAUUUAAUAUUCUUGAAAGCUGUCUUACUGUUUUAAUGUUUCAAAGAAUGGCUAAUUCAUUUCACUCGUGGCAAGAAUAGGAUAUAGG